AUACGGUAGAUCGACCGCAAUUUCGAUGUAUAAUAUAUAAGUAUUAUGCUGAAGGAUAGAUUAACCGGCUAAAUUUGACAGCUACAGCCACAGAACAAUAUCUACAACAAAUCCAUACAGACUGCUCUAAUAAGUCAACUGCUAUGACAGUGACAGCUAUGAUUUAUUGCAUUGGUUCCACAACUGCAAGGCUCGAUUUAUAAUUGCCGUCUGUGAUUUUCAUUUCAACACACCAAUAUUUCUUUUCUGUCGCAGUUCCUUUUAGCGAAUGAUAUUUAUUUGGUUUUUCGUGAAUUAUGACUGACACCGAAGUCCAGAAUGGUCUUUCUGGCGAACAGCCACAGGAGAAGACUGCUAAACAACUAGAAAAGGAGGCAAAAAAGGCCGCAAAAUUGGAGAAACUCAAGGCAAAAUUGGAUAAGAAAAGUGCAACGCCUGUAGUGCAGAAAGAAAAACCAGAGAAAAAGGUUAAGGAAACAAAAGAAAGUGCAGUAUAUUCAGCUGACACUAAACCUGGAGACAAAAAGGAUAUAUCAGGAUCUAUUCCUGAUGCAUACAGCCCACAAUAUGUAGAGGCUGCAUGGUACGCCUGGUGGGAGAAGCAAGGCUUCUUUAAACCAGAAUAUGGGCGAAAAUCCAUCCUAGACCCGAAUCCAAAAGGUAAAUUUGUUAUGGUCAUACCCCCGCCCAAUGUGACCGGCAGCUUACAUCUGGGGCACGCACUCACAAACGCUGUGGAAGAUGCUAUCACUAGAUGGCAUAGGAUGAAUGGCCGUACGACACUGUGGAACCCAGGCUGUGACCAUGCCGGUAUUGCGACACAAGUUGUUGUGGAGAAGAAAAUAUGGAGAGAAGAGAAAAAAACCAGACACGACAUUGGGAGAGAAGACUUCAUUAAACGCGUUUGGGAAUGGAGAAACCAAAAAGGCGACAGAAUCUACGAGCAACUCCGUUCACUGGGCUCUUCAUUCGACUGGUCCCGUGUACGAUUCACCAUGGACCCGUCCAUGUGUCGCGCCGUCAACGAAGCCUUCGUCCGGCUCCAUGACGCCGGCGACAUCUAUCGGGCCAACCGUAUGGUGAACUGGUCUUGUACACUCAAGAGUGCUAUAUCUGAUAUCGAAGUGGACAAGGUCACGAUCGCUGAAAGAACUCUGCUAACGAUACCUGGAUAUGAACAAAAGGUGGAGUUCGGCGUUCUGGUGUUGUUCGCGUACAAAGUUGAAGGUUCUGAUGAGGAGGUGAUUGUGGCCACCACGCGCGUCGAGACGAUGCUCGGGGACGUUGCCGUGGCUGUACACCCUAAUGAUGAAAGGUACAAACAUCUGAUUGGGAAACACUUGGUGCAUCCAUUCUGCCAGCGAAAGCUUCCAGUCAUCGCGGAUGAUUAUGUGGACAUCAACUUCGGAACCGGUGCUGUAAAGAUCACACCGGCACACGAUCCAAACGACUACGAGAUUGGCAAGCGACACAAUUUGCCAUUCAUCACCAUCUUUGAUGAUGAAGGCAGGAUGCUGGACAACUGUGCUCAAUUCUCUGGCAUGAAACGUUUCGACGUGCGCCGCAAUGUGAUCAAAGCUCUCGAGGAUUUGAAGCUGUACCGCGAGACGAAGAGCAACCCCAUGGUUGUGCCGCUGUGCAGCCGCUCCAAGGAUGUGGUCGAACCCAUGCUCAAGCCACAGUGGUAUAUAAAAUGCGACAAAAUGGCAGCUGAAGCUAUUAAGGCAGUGAAGAGUGGAGAGUUGAAGAUCAUUCCGGAAGUGCAUGAGAAGAUAUGGUACCACUGGAUGGAGGAGAUCCGUGAUUGGUGCAUCUCCAGGCAGCUGUGGUGGGGCCACCGAAUACCGGCCUACCGUGUUAUAGCCCCCAUACAGGACGAGGAUCGAGUGGAUCAAACGAAAACGGCCCCGCGCCGUCGCCGAACGCGCUCCGGUCGUAAGAAGAGCUGCCGAAUCCGCGCACGACGGCUGCUGCCCCCAAGCGGUACUACUAAAACACAAGAAGAGAUCUGGGUAUCAGCUCAUACGGAAGAAGAGGCUCUCUCCAAAGCUGCUGUCAAAUUAGACGUUCCCAAAGAUCAAAUAAAGCUGGCCAGGGAUGAGGAUGUAUUGGAUACGUGGUUUUCAUCAGGACUGUUCCCCUUCUCGAUCUUCGGGUGGCCUGACCAGACUGAGGAUCUUAAGGCUUUCUACCCGGGCAGUCUACUGGAGACUGGGCAUGAUAUCUUAUUCUUCUGGGUCGCGAGGAUGGUAUUCUUUGGACAGCGACUGUUGGGCAAGCUGCCAUUCAAAGAGGUAUAUCUCCACCCGAUGGUCCGGGACGCGCACGGCCGUAAAAUGUCGAAGUCCUUGGGCAACGUCAUCGAUCCCGUGGACGUGGUGCGCGGUGUCACUCUGGAACAGCUGCAGGAACAGCUGGCCGAGUCCAACCUCGACCCCAAGGAGAUAGAGAAAGCGAAGCAAGGACAGAAGCAGGACUAUCCCAAUGGGAUACCCGAGUGUGGAACUGACGCUUUACGGUUCGCCCUAUGUGCAAUGACUCAAGGUCGAGAUUUGAACCUGGACAUUCUUCGUGUGCAAGGUUAUCGUUUCUUCUGCAACAAACUGUGGAACGCAACCAAGUUCGCGCUAAUGUACUUCCCGCAAGACACCACUUACCAGGUCCACGAGCCGACGUUACCAGAUGAUCUCUCCCUAAUGGACCGGUGGAUGUUGUCUCGGCUGUCGCUGGCCGUGAGCCGCGUGAACGCUGGCUUUAAGGCGUACGAGUUCCCGUCAGCGACCACGCACUGCUACAACCUCUGGUUAUACGACCUCUGUGAUGUUUACUUGGAGUACCUAAAGCCAAUAUUCGCCCAAGGCACCGAACAACAAAAGGCGGCGGCGCGGCGCACCCUGUAUACCACGCUGGAGUACGGUCUGAAGCUGCUGAGCCCCUUCAUGCCGUUCGUCACCGAGGAGUUGUACCAGCGACUGCCCAGAAGCGAUACCAGCUGUCCGUCUAUAUGUGUGGCCAGUUAUCCCACUGACGCAGAGUCGCCAUGGCGUUCAGAAGAUCUCGAAUCUGCUGUGGACUCUGUAAUGAAGAUGGUUCAUCUCAUCCGAUCGACUCGCUCCGAGUACAACAUCACCAACAAGCAGAAGACCACCGUCCACCUCAUUAUCUCGGAUCCUAGAGCCGAACAACUGAAGAAUUUGUUCAAUAAUCUCCAGUCGCUGGCCAAUAGUGAACUCUCCGAUGAGCAGCCUCCGACUGGUUGUUCUAUUUUAACUGUGUCAGAUAAGAUUGAAGUACAUUUGGUUCUGAAGGGUUUGAUUGAUCCCCAAAAAGAAAUAACAAAACUGGAGAAGAAGAAGGAAACAUUAUUUCAAACUAUAAAUAAGUUACAACAAGCAAUAGCAGCCGAGGACUACACCACUAAAGUACCUAUAGAGGUACAAAAGAAUAACACUGAGAAGUUGUCGCAGUCACAGGGCGAGAUCCAGAGAUUAGAAAAAGCUAUAGAAACGCUAAGAAUUAUGUAAAAUCAGAAUUAUUUAUUGUAUUAUACUAGUAAGUAGCAAAAUGUCGACUAUUUCAAUGUUCACUGACCAUUAUAAGGUUUGAUUUUGUUUGGGAUCAUCCAUAAAUUAAGGUCACUAUUUUUGCCCCCCCCAUUCUUGUUCUAGCUGGUCUCUUCCCUAAUGCAACGUCACAUAUUUUACAAAACCUCUAAUAAUAUUAUACCCCCUCCAAUCGAUCCCCCGUCCAAUUCAAACGGGGAUCGAAUUUCGAAAUCGAAUUAACGGCCCGAGCUGAAGUGCGGUGCCCUCAGACUAAAGUCAUAUCCAUCAGGCGGGAGUUGGCCUUCAGCCGCUCCAUAAGUCCUUCCGUGAGUUUGGAGUGCCAUCUGCACUCGUCCCCAUAUCCUCCGAUUAAGUAUUAAAGGCCAGCUAUUAGAGUAUACACAGCAUUAGAGUAGUCCGAAAAGAAAUCUGAUAUACGAUUCAUAAAAUGACAAACGAACUACAGUUUCUACAUUAUCUGUUUACAUUUUAAAAUAUAGAUUAAUAAAAUGUAGUAAUUUGACUUUUACUUGAUCGAAUUAAUCUUCUCUUAAUUUGUGAUAUGAAUUAUGGAUGACCACUUUCUGGAAUAAUUUCCUUAUAUACUAUUGUUUGAAUAUUCAAACCAUAAACUUUUACACACAAAAAUGUAUCUUGUUACUAGUGUAUUAAAACACACUCUUAAGUGCAGAAGAAACAUAUUUAUUUUGGUGGAUUAUUUGUCACUAACUGAAUUAAUUAAUGUGUGUAUAUUUUGUUAAAAGUAUGUAGUUCUUAAGCACAUUUUUAAAUCAACAAUUGAAUGUGGUGUUAUGACGUUUUUUCUAAAUUAAUAGAGGAGCAAUGUGCAGGCACUAUCCUCUGAGUAUUAUAUUUAAAAAAAAUAAAAGUAAAAUUUUCAUAAAUAUAGCAGAAUUGUAAUUUGUCCUUUGCACUUAUAUAAUACUGUUGUAGUUUUAUAAUUUUGAUACCUCUUAGUAAUCAUAGUAUCUAUUUAUUUGUUUUUUACGCAA
Molecule: messenger RNA, 4558 nt
Organism: Achroia grisella
Lineage: Eukaryota; Metazoa; Arthropoda; Insecta; Lepidoptera; Pyralidae
Gene: ValRS
Product: valine--tRNA ligase
Exons: 19
Coding region: 297-3524 (1075 amino acids)
Biological process (GO): valyl-tRNA aminoacylation
Cellular component (GO): cytosol
Molecular function (GO): valine-tRNA ligase activity; aminoacyl-tRNA deacylase activity; ATP binding
Source: RefSeq, a predicted model, not a curated record